This is a messenger RNA of Erpetoichthys calabaricus (reedfish), 2514 nucleotides long. RefSeq names its product cytoskeleton associated protein 2-like (gene ckap2l). Lineage: Eukaryota; Metazoa; Chordata; Cladistia; Polypteriformes; Polypteridae. The record is from RefSeq and is a predicted model, not a curated record. Gene Ontology annotation, cellular component: centrosome; cytosol; mitotic spindle. The transcript is spliced from 9 exons. Bases 158 to 2266 code for a protein of 702 amino acids.
UUGGUUUCUUUAAAAUUUCAAAAAGACGUGCGCCUCCGAGAGAUGACAAGACGUUUUGUAUUUACAAAGUCAGUUUGCUGUCGAAACAUUUUACAUUUUAAUUUACAUUAACAUUUUUUUUAAUUAGUUGUAUAGCGCAGAGUCUAAGCAAAGGAACAUGGACGAGAAAACUAAAGAUCCUGCAAGAACUGUGCAAGAGCUGCGCAAGCAGAAACUUCUGGAGUACCUUGCAAAUAAAGGGAAGCUGAAACCACCUAAUCCCAAACCUUAUUUAAGGGAUAUCCCCAAUACAAAGAAGGCACUACCAAAGUCAUCCUGCCAAACUUUUGCCCGUGUGGCCAGCAAAGGUAAAGAGAAUUCCUGUCCUGCUGUGUCUAAAUCAAUAGUGAAUAAGAACAAGAUCGGAGACCUUGAAAAUUGUUCUAUUUAUGCUGUGUCUAAUGAUGACCGUAAGCCUUGGAAUUCAAGCACUCUGAUUUCAAGACCAUCUGUGAAGACCUCUGUUUCCUUCAAGCCCUUGCCAAGUAGUUCUGCAGCAAAGCCCCCUAGUCAAUCUGCAUGUGUACCCUUGGAAAACCUUAGGGUUUCUGGAGCAUCACGGCAACAUCUGUCUGCAAAAGGUUUGAUUCCAAACCAUCGGCCUUCCAGUGCCACUCUGCAGCCCUCCACAAGGACCCAACUGCUACCUUCUGUAAGGACUGCAGUUAAAAGAGCAGGGGAGGGAGUACAUGUUCACAAUAAAACCACAGCCCAUCAAUUUGCUAAAGACUCUGGUGCUUUUCAACCAUUUGGGGACUUAAGAGCCACACGGCUGUCUUCUAGAGUAGUGGGUACAAAAACUUCCCUCACUGGAAGGAGACCAGAAGAAGCAAAGAGCAACUGCAAAACAGACAGGCAGAGUUCCAGGACUGUGGCAGUCCAAGACCAGAAAUCCAUGAUCCCACUCUCAAUCGGACAUUCCCGUAGAUCUUUUCAAAGUCAGGCACGUAUCAAAUCCUGUGAUAGAAUAAGUGCACGUAAAGUUACGGACAGACCUACGCUUGGUUCUCAGACUGUUGCCUUCACAGAUAAGAAGAGACCUUCUUCUGCAACCUCUGACAUGCACUUUUCACGACGGGAACCUAGUGAAUUGAAAAACAAUGUAAAAACUGCUGAGGGAAAUAAAAAAAUACUUUCCAAUAAACGUAGUAUAUGCAAAAAGGAGAAUAACCACCCAGUGGCAAGCAAUACGACGACUACCAGGCCAUCCUCAUUGCCCAAUUUGCCAUCUAGACAGUCUCAACUAAGCUCAAAUGAAAAUUCUGUAAACAAGCUGGCUGAUGGCAUACAUGGAUUUACUGCCAAAGAGGAAGAAAGGAUCCGAAAGUUGCAAGAAUGGCAGAAAGCCAAAGGCAAAUCAUAUAAACGACCGCCAAUGCCCACACCUGUGAAAAAAGUGGAGGUAAAAAAUGAACUUCCGACUAAACAGUCAUUCUGGGCUACCAUAGAAGAAGAGGAUGCCAUUAAUAGCCUGGUGACAAGCAUUGAUCGUAUGCUGUCAGACUGCUUGGAACUAAUACACAAGGGGUGUCCAUCAGAGGAAGUGCUUGACAUCAUGGCUCGCAUGCCUGUUGCGAAAAAGUUUGCUCGGUAUUGGAUGUGUAAGGCUUGGCUAAUGGAACGUGAUGGGAAUUAUGAUGUCCUACCACUUUUUGAAGAAGCUGUGCGGGAUGUUGCUGAGCCUGUUGAAGAACUUCGAGCUGUUAUAUUUGAGAUAAUGAAAAAAAAGGAAGAUAACAAAGUGGCUUUAAAUUCUGUCCCUGAGGAGCCAACUACUCCUCUCCACCUGAGCAGCAGUGAACCUGUUCCAGUGGAAAACGACUCAAGUAAGGCUACUGAGUAUGAGCCAAAGACACCAAAGUCUCUCAGUGUCCUGCUCAGAACUGAGAAGAAUGGAUCUUCUGUUGUCAAAUACAAAGUUACAAGCACAGCUGGUGGUGCAGAGAAGUGCCACAAGACACCAGUCCAUUUCAGAGGACAGGAGCUGAAAUUUCUGACCCCUGUGAGAAGAUCUGUUCGAAUUGAGAAGCGCUCUUACCCGCAUGCACUAGAGGAGCACGACUUGUGUGUAGCAUCUUACCAGGAGCUGAUGGCUGCUGAAGAUAUGGACGACGCAAAAUACGUUUACAGGCAGAAUGACGCAUUGCAGGACCAGAUCCAGAUGAAAUUUGUCCUAUUAAACUCUGGGAGUUCUUCCUUUGACGAGCAUCGUGUUUUUGCUCUUUAGUGCUGUGUAAUAUAAAAAUGGAAGGAAAAACAAAGUACAAAUGUAUUUAUUUGAUAUAUUAAUCAUGGCUUUUUAAUAAUACAUAAGGAGUUUUUUUAAAAACAAAGCGCUUUUUUUUUUUUUUUUUCUUCAAUUUUAGCCAUUCAUGAUUACUUACCAAUAUCUGGAUUAUAUUACAGUAUAAUGCGACAGGCUUGACUAGGUUGAGAAGGCUAGUGCUUCUGUGAGUAGCUGGACUGCCAAAUAAU